UUUUAGGUAAUGGCGUGCGGACCAAAAUGCAUGGCCUUCCUCAUUUUCAUGAGCAUAUGGGGCAUUAUUUUCUUGUCAAUCUUGGGUGGCCUCUACUAUAAUCAAUCAGUUGGACUGUUUGAAAACCUACCCGAUGAAGACCUGAAGGCUUGUAACGGUAAUAAAAUGGAUUGGGAAUGCCGUAAGAAACAUUUAGUAGACCUUUACAAUCAAAACGCCUACAAUUGCUGGGCUGCUGCCCUAGGAUACGUGGCUCUCGCUUUGGUGGCCGGACUCCGACUAUGUUGCCUUCGAUGUAGGAGCUAAAAAUCAGUCGAGUGUACAGCUAAGAGAACGUCACAGGCUCAUCUGGUUCCAAUCACCCAUUUUGUCACAUGCAGAUGUUUCAUUUUUGUGAUUCUUGAAUGUUGCGUCGUUACUACAUCUCGUGUCCUUUCGCAUUUAUGAUGUACAAAUUUUCAAAUAAAAAUAAAUUUUAUGAAUGCGGUAACACUUUUUUCGAAAUCUUAUGUUGGUAUCUCGCUAACCUUUCUUCUUAAUGAUUCUUUGAGCUUUUGAAUUGAAGCGAAAAUCUUCUAAAGAAACUUGAUCAUUAGUCUGAAGGAUAAGAUUGUUCAAAUCGAAAAACUAUGUAAUCGCACACUGACAAUUCCU
Molecule: messenger RNA, 654 nt
Organism: Cylicocyclus nassatus
Lineage: Eukaryota; Metazoa; Nematoda; Chromadorea; Rhabditida; Strongylidae
Source: the annotation of a GenBank genome assembly